CUUGCCAAUUCAGUACAUUUUCGGUGCCGAAUAUCCUCUGGACUACCUCUGGAAACCCUUUUAAGAAUUAUUACCACCUGAGCUGCCGUCCAAUUCGACAUUCGCGAUCGGAUUCGCGAAACCCUCAUCACCAUAUAUUCUCAACUUCUUUGUCAUAGUCUGCUCGAGCAGCCGAGCAGCCACUUUGACGACAUGCCUUGUAAAGCUGAAGGCCUAGUCCUGACCGUGGACCCAAAUGUCAUCCACAAGGUCGACACAAAUAAUCCUCAAAAUCUCUUCAGCAUGUGGACUGUCUUUUCACGAUGUGCCGAUUCAGUAGAGCAAGGUCGGAGAUUAGAGAACCUCAGCUGGCGAUUAUGGAAUAGAGAAACCUUUUGCUGCGAAGCCAAAGGUUUAUCUGCCGCCGCCACCACAUUACCGAAAGACAUCCCAGAGCACCAACGAUUACCCGAGGUGCCUCAAUUAUCUGGCAGCGUCGACUCUGUUGCCGACGAGGAGGCUAUUGACUUCACCACCAUUUCCGACCCAGUUGAGAUUGUUCGACCCCGAAUCGUUCGACAGGACUCUUGUGCCAGUAGUCGAAGUAGAGGUCGUGAACGUCACAUCACUUCGGACCAUCUGGAAAAGAUGGUGGUCUCUAUCAUUCAAGAGAAGGAGCCUAACCUAGCGCCACUUCCGGAUAUGAGCUCUCCUUCGGUUGAGUCGUCGGAUGCUGAUCAGACACAAUCUUCUUACCCAGAAGCAGAACAAACACCCCAAACACCAGUUAGCGAAGCCGCAUGCGAAUUAACCGCAUCAUACCAGUCUUCGACACAAUCAAAGAGUCAAGAAGCUCCCGCCACUACAGUUAUCCGGGGCUUCUCUCCGUCGCACAUCCCAUCCUUCCGCGUCUCGCAUGAGCCUAAGAUCACCGUACAAGACCCAAUCCCCGAUCCCCAAUCUUCUCCCGCCCCGAAACCAGUACAGUCCAAGAAGCAGCCACCCAAGUUCAAGCUAGGCGACUCUUCUAGCAACGAGUCCUCGCCCCAAAGCAUGGAAACCCGCCAACCGAUGCCGCCGCCUUCCAAGCGGCCCAUGUUCGAAGUUGGCGUUGGCUCUUCUGGGGAUGAUGAAAGCCCUUCCCUCAAGAGUGCUAUGCAUUCUUCUCGUCCCGGCUCUUUACUCAGUGCCCAAAAGAAGCAGACUUCGUUCAACAACCAGGUGACUACACGGACUAUUCAGACACCCAGUGACCAAUCCGAUAGCUAUAUGGACGAGAGUGCCAUCGAUGACGACGACGAGGAUUCUGAGUGGGAAGAUUCUAUUGAGGAGAGCGGCAAGUCGAGCGUGGAUGACGCAGUCACAUUCAAGCGUGUGCCGUCAAAGGCAAACCUUACCUCGCAGAGGUCGUUGAUCAGCCUCAUGUUUGCCGGGCAAGAGGAGCGAGUCAAGGGUCUCAGCAACUAUGCUUCUCAUUCCACCCCUGCGAUCCCUCAGCGUGCACGAAACCUCCAAAGUCACUCGAACAUGAACAUUGUUUCCUCCCCGAACGAUUCCGAUACUGGGCUCGAGAUGAGGAGGGGCCUGCGACCUACACCGCUCAAGCCCAUCACAGAGAUCCCUCGAUCCAGCGCGCAGCCAAUAAUGACGAACCCGCAGACCCACCACCACCAAGCUGCGUUGUCUCCUAGGACAACCAGGAGGAACAUGUUAGCUACGGAAUUGACCGAGUCGCUCCGUCGUCAAUUAUUGUGGGAACGACAACAGAAGACAUCGACUGCCAACGCGGUCCUCAAGAGGCGCCACACAUCUCUCGAUGUAGCCAAUCUGAAGCAGUACCCCGAGAAGGCCUACAUGGGCAAGGCCAAGGCUAAGGACGAGCCUAACUCCAGCAGCUGGAACCAGUACUUCAGCCGAGAAGACUUUGGUGGAUAUCAUGCUCAGGGCUGGUAAUCCGCGAUAUAAUUCCAGAACUUACGAAUGAGAAUAUACCAUCAUUCGAGAUGCCGGCGAGCACUCGAUGGCAGAUCAUCAAACUGCCCUGUACAUUUUUUUACUCGGUGUUAUUUUUCUUUGGGGCAUUGCGAGGAGGUUGCUUUCCACAGUACCGAUUGCAUGCAUGAGGCCGGCGUUUAAUGAUGUUGUUUAAUCAAGAGGCAUCGACUGCCCAUAAUUCACACACUGCAUGGUUAGCUAGUGGGUUGAUGGCGCACUGAUCCACGGCGUUACAGAGCAUCAUU
Molecule: messenger RNA, 2219 nt
Organism: Hypoxylon fragiforme
Lineage: Eukaryota; Fungi; Ascomycota; Sordariomycetes; Xylariales; Hypoxylaceae
Product: DUF1752-domain-containing protein
Exons: 2
Coding region: 193-1932 (579 amino acids)
Biological process (GO): mitochondria-nucleus signaling pathway; regulation of nitrogen utilization; negative regulation of transcription by RNA polymerase II
Cellular component (GO): cytoplasm
Source: RefSeq, a predicted model, not a curated record